UGUAUGGGUUUUCACAGCCUGUGUUGUGCUCGGGGUCGCGCAGCUGCAGAGGCCCCAGUGGGCGGGACGGGACGCGGGCCCGCGCCUCAGGUACCGGGAUAGCGGCCACCAAAGGGCGGCCACGGUGUAAAGGAGGGGGAGAGGACACUUCACCAUCACCAUCAUGUCGGAGCGACAGGGCGUCAAGGGCUGCAGUGGCGCCGCCGCAGCCGAGGAGCGGGGGGAUGAGGAGGAGGAAGAUGCGGCGGCGGCGGCUGCAGGCGCCAGGGCCGGCCGCGACCUAAAGGAGUGGCUGCGGGAGCAGUUCUGCGACGGGGCGGCGGAGGAGGGCACGGCGGACACCCGGCUGCACGACGCCACCUACGUGGGGGACCUGGCCACCGUCGCCGCCCUGCUGAAGGAGGACCACUUCAGGAGGAGAAUCAACGAGAAGUCGGUCUGGUGCUGUGGCUGGCUGCCGUGCACUCCCCUGCGCAUUGCUGCCACUGCGGGCCACGCUGACUGCGCAGACUACUUGCUCAAGCAAGGAGCUGAGGUGGACUUGGUUGAUGUCAAGGGACAGACUGCGCUGUACGUGGCUGUUCUGAAUGGCCAUGUGGAAUGUACCCGCAUCCUCGUAAAGGCAGGUGCUGACCCGAAUGGAAGUUGCCACCACCGCAGCAAGCCUGUGUAUCAUGCCUCCCGUGUGGGCAGAGCGGACAUCCUCAAAGAACUAAUCAAAUAUGGUGCUAAUGUUGAUGUUGAUCAUCAUUUAGCCAGUCGACUCUCAGCACCUGCUGCUCGAAGAUUUACAUCACUAGGAGUGUGCCCACUCUAUAUCAGUUCUGCCUAUCAUCAUCUCCAGUGUUUCAAGUUGUUACUGAAAGCCGGAGCUAACCCCAAUUAUAACUACUGGGGACAGGUGGAUGUUAAGGCCUUUCCCAGGGCUUCGCCCAUCUGCAUUCUGGAUGCGGUCCUGCGGCAUGGAUGUGAUGUACAAUUUGUAAAACUUUUGAUCGACUUUGGUGCUAACCUCAACCUGGUUAACUGGGAGGGCUUGGAUGCUGAAACAAUGGGCCGCAUGAAGGUGAAGGAGGAGGCCUUGCAGUUCUUCAGAACAGCAAAAGGUACUCCUAGGACAUUGACCUCUUCCUGCCGCGUAGUCAUUCGCAGAGCCCUGGGGAAGUUUCGUCUUGAUCUGAUCCAAACACUGCCUAUACCAGACACGGUCAAAAUCUUCCUGUUACAUGAAGACACCUGAAUGAGGAUCACAUCUUGCUGCUCUGCAGGAUUUCUGUUGGAUUGAAACUUCACUGUGCUAAUCUGGGGCAGCACUAUCACAGGAAAUUCUGGUUUCUGCCUCACUAAUACAAUGUAAUGUAUCUUUGAGAGCGAUGUUUUGCUUUCCUGUUCUUUAUUCUCCAUGUAAUAGUUCAAAAGAUUUGUCCUGUUAUGAUUCAUGGAAUUCUGCAUUCAUGGCAUUUGUAAAAAGAACAAACAAUUCACAAAGAAAUGGCCAUGUCCUCAAUCAACAACAAUGUCGGCAUAAAACAAGCCUGGAAUAAUAUCCAGUAUCUCUUGGCGAAUUUAAGGCAUCAAUCAAUCUUCGUAACAUUAGGUAGGUUAAUCAAACUAGUCGCUGAAAUCCUCAUUGAAUUCCUACCUUGUUGAUAACAAAAAGGAUAUUUUGGAAUUUUCCGUGAGUACAUACCUGGUGGAAUAAGCAGAGUGAUUUCACUUGUGAUAAGCAGAGGCAUUAGCUGUAACGUUACCAAUAGAAACAUAGAGACAUAGAAAAUAGGUGCAGGAGUAGACCAUUCAGCCCUUCGAGCCUGCACCGCCAUUCAAUAUGAUCAUAGCUGAUCAUCCAACUCAGAAUCCCAUCCCGGCCUUCUCUCCAUAUCUUUUAUCUGUUCUACAUUGGGAUGAAUCCCAAUUCAUUUUACAUGAACUUCCAAAAGAUUGAAAAUGGUGUAGGUAUAAUUAAUUAAACUAAUGGAACAAAGUACGGUUUCCUCUGAAAUGUUUUACAAAAGCACUGUUAGAAGUGGGGCAACAUAUUGCUUACUCCCUGAUGACUUUGGUUUGAGUUGAGCAACAGCAAUUGGAUAAAACUCUUGUUCUGUCAGGUCAAAUACAGCAAGUUAUCAUCUUUUUUUAAUUAUUGUGUAUUCACAUGAAGUGACUAUUAUUGGUAAGGCUAGUAUUUAUCUGCUUGCAUGGUUUGGGAGUUGAAUGUAACCUUUGUUCCAUCUUGAAGAAAUCUGCAGUUUGUGUUGAGGUUUUGACAAUUUUUCUUAUAGCAUGUUGGCCGACUUGGUUGUACUCACUAGACACAGUACAUAAUGAAUGCCUCUUCCAAGUCAUGGCAUAGCUGGUCCACCAAUUUAAUUGUUCAGCUACUUAUCACAAAUGAUGCAGAAAUUAGGAAGCAGUGUUUGUUUUUGUUAGGUAUGCACAUGGCAAUGAGAUGCUUUGGGUAUUAGGUGCCACAGUAGAUUUAUCCAUAUAGAUGUAAUGAUGGACACAUAGUUAUGAUGAUUUGUCGAUAUGCUCUUGCUAAAAGUACUGAGCAUCGCUAUCUACCUUGAGUUAUUGUCACACAUUAGUUCUUUUUUAGCUUAACCUGUGAUUUAUACCUCUUAAUGCUCUCUGGUUUAUUCAUUUACCACUGUAGUAAUUCCUCGAUUUACAAAGGGUUCUGGAAAAUGUUUCAUUAAAUUAAUAAGAAAAACCUUUUGGAUUUACAAAAUUUAGCUUGAAGAUACACAUUUGGGUUGUGUUACAGAACUUGCAAUUAAAAGAAUCUACAAUGAUUGGAAAUAAAAUAUAAUUUAACGUGUAAGAUAAUGACAAAUAAUGUCCCUUUUUAGGUUGAAGAAGUGGUGGCUCUGAUUGUUGGAAUGGUGGAAGGGAGGUGAGAAGUUGAGGUGUUACUGGUGUUCAUUUGCUGUUGCUGGUGAAUCUGGGUUCAGUAGACAUUGUGACAUUGAUGCAAGGAUUAUUUUGCGUGACUUUUCCUGGCUGGUUGAAGAACAAGGCUUUAAGGAGUUUUCAGUAAAAAUCUGGUUGGCUAUCCUUUCUCACCAGAUAAAGUUCCUUACGGCAAAUGGUGGGGGUAGUUUGUGUUGCUUGGCUUUUGUUCCUCUUGAGAUCCCUGUUGCUUGAGCGCUAAUAUCUUAUUUUUAGCUCUGCAGCAUAAGAUUCCAUCGUUUGCCAUGUCACAUUGAUUUACUUCAAAUUGAUUGCCAACUUGACAAUAUUUUCUCUGAGAUUUUUCAGGUUUGUUAACCAUUACUGUUGCCUAGGUUAUAUUAUCCCAAGAGAUACUGUUGUAGUCUUUGGCUAUCUUGAUAUUGUACCUCGUCCCAAAUUUCCAGAAUGGUUUGUUUGCCUUUGCAGUUCAACUCCAAAAUGGCAUACCUCAUUACAGGCUACAGUUAACAAGCCUAGAAGGUAAUAGUAACCACCUUUUGUAACAGCAGAGUGGUGUUAGGGAUACUGUAACUAUCUGGAUGUUACCAGCCAUUUCCUGCUUAUGCAUUGGCAACAAUGAACAAGGCUUUGUUGUCCAGUUUAUUCCCCACACAACAGGAUUCAGUGAAGUGAGAGAGAAAUGAAGUAAUGUAAUCUUGGAAUAACAAGGUUUGUCUUUUUUUUGUUGCAUUGCUACAUCACUAGAAGAUUAGUUGCUGAAUAUUCCUCUAGAGCCCUCAGAUUUUCUGCGUGAUAGACUAAGGGAGACUAAAGUUCACAGUUGCCCUCAAGGAGACUGUAAGUCCAAUGAGAAAUGUCAGUGAUCUUUCACUGUCAUAAAAUCUGGAACAUUUUUCUCGUGCCUUAAAUGAACAGAUGUGAGGACAUUCUCUUCCGAAGGAGCCCUUUCUCAUCCACAUUAAAUACUUGUUUAGGAGAGAGGACAGCAUCUUCAAUAAUUAAUGUUGGCUCCUUGGAAUGAUUUUCUACAAGCAGACGUUUAAUUAUGUAUUCAUUUCUUACAUCAUUACAUGUCUUUCCUUCAUAACAGGCAAUGCGCUUUCUGGAUACAAAGUGGUAUUUUGUCCAGGUUUUAAGGAUUUUGAUUGAAUGACCAAUAAACAUUCAUCCUUUUUUCACUUCUAUAACUUGGAUUCGGCAUGGUAUUAAUGCAAAUGUGUUGCUUAGAACAACUGCUGGAUGUUUUGAUGCCAUCUUGAAGGUUGCACAAAAUAAAUUUCAUUAAAUCAUUGCAAUAUUUUUAGAGUGCAUUACGGGCAAAGACUUUUGUAUUAUUUUCAACAGCAAACAGUAAUUCCAUAAAUUAAAGACCCAUAACCCCCAAAGAGCAAAUUAUGUUAUGGUGAAAAUUUGUAAAUUGAGUAAUUGGUAUACAUCACAAGCACACUAUCAACUAAAUUUCAUAUUAUCACAACGCCAUUACUGCCAUAAUGUACUUUUUUUUCAGUAUAAGGGUGUCAAACACCUCUUGUUCUUUUAUGAACUAUUUUUAACUUUCAUUGUGUCAUCAUGUUAUCUUAAUGUGGGCUCUGUACAAGUCAAUCUAUAUUAGAAAUCUUUUUUUAAACUCUCCAUAGUUUUUAUGCUGUUUGACCCUGGGCAUCUUCCUUAUAUGAGCUAAGAUCUCGUUGCUCAAUUAUUCUCUUCGCAUAUUUAAUAUUGAAUCAGCUGUAAUUUGUGAAGUAUGUUGUGGAAUACAGGUUAUACCUUAGGAACAAUCAAUUGAAGUAACUUCCAAUAUUAGUGUGUAUUCUGUUCUGAUUCCUGUGCCUUGCUUGGCACUAAGGAACAAUUUCUUGAAGUCUCAUCUCCAAAAUAUUUGCUGAUCGUGGCAUUUAUCUCUUUGAAGUGGCAAUUGGUAUAUCUUUAUAUAGGAGUAUUGACUGCUGGUUGUCCCUGUAUUUAAAAAUAAAUUGGAUAGUUAUAUGGACGGGAAAGGUAUGGAGGGUUAUGGUCUGAACGCAGGUGUAUGGGACUAGGGGAGAAUACGUGUUCGGCACGGACUAGAAGGGUCGAGAUGGCCUGUUUCCGUGCUGUAAUUGUUAUAUGGUUAUAUGGUAUGUUGUAAUACCAAUUAGCCUGCUGGAAUCCUUCAGUCCUUUAUGGUAAUUUCAAGUUUUUCAGUCUUUGUUUUGGCAUUGUUUCUUCAGUAUGCAAAAGAUGCGUGAAUGAUGACAUAAUGUGAAUUUUGAAGAUUUGAAUUUCUAGAUGAUGGCAGAUGGGAUUUGAGCAUCAAUUGUGUUAACUUUUCCAAACAUUUUUUUUAUACAGCAGAUUAUCUAGGGUAUUGUGGUAAAGUGCAAAGGUUUUGUGGUUUUCUUUAUCUUCUUGUCAAAUUAUGUGAGGGUAUUUGGUGGUGAUUCUCUCAAUGUUAUUUGGUUAUAGAUUUGAGAACUACCUUCAUUCUUGAUCUGAUGAAUGGCCUUUCACUUUGUAUUACUCAAAGUUUUGAACCAACUGCUGAUUUUCUUCAGCCUAUUCUCCUCUGUAACUUCAGGCUAUGGGAUAACUUGACUUCCGAAUACCUUUCCAAGUAUCCAGGAAGUGGGACUUAGGCGGCACAGUGCAGAGGUAUAUUUUCUGCCUUACAGCCCCAGAGACCCGGAUCCGAUCCUGACUGCGGGUGCUGUCUGUAGGGAAUUUGUACGUUCUCCCAGUGACCAUGUGGGAUUUGUGUGUGACUUUUUACAAUCUAUAUUUUUAGCUCCAAUGCUGGCUUCAAACUGCACGUUUUUCCUCGUCACUUUUUCAUCUCGUGUUCCUGAGGUUUGCCAGCAUGUUCUUUGAAAUAGCUUCCAAUCAAUUCUUUGCGCAGGCUCUGCAUUUUGAACUAUACCUGUUGCAAAGGAUGUUCUUACUUGGUAUAAGUUUUUUUCCAAAGUGGGGAAUUUCUUGCAAUGAAAAAUUGCACUUGACAUUUCACAUUUCAUUGUUUUUCAGCCUGCUUAUGCACAAGGUGGAAUUUACAAAUUAAAUGCACUUGACUGCCCAGUCCACUAAUUCCUAGAUUUCAUUUGUACCCAAGAAACGCUCAGUUUCAUCAGAAAUAUAUGCACCAGUCUUUAUUAUUGGCCGAAUUCUGUGCUAAAGAAUUUCAGAGAUUUGCAACAGAAACAGAAAAUGCUAGAAACACUCAGUAGGUCAGGCAACAUUUGUGAAAAGAGAAACAGUUGAUGCUUCAGGUUUGAGACCGAUUGCCAGAUUUAUAUUUUUUCUAUUUUAAUUGACAAAUUCAUCUAUUCCCUUUUACUCUUGCUGCUUAUUUCCUCACCAUGUGGAGAGCGUGAGAAGCAGAUUUAGGAUUGUAUGAUGUUGAGCACUAGUUGAUGCCGCACACACUGGACUGUAUGUAUAGUUGGUAAAAUUUGCUGCACAGGGAUCAUGUGGGGCUAUACUAUAAUGUAACGGGCAAUUAAAAUGGGUGGAGACUGACAUGCAUUUCAGCUGAUGUUUUUUUGUGGAAAAGAGGGAAGUAAAAUUCUAAAUACUUUAAGUUUAGGGAAUCACAGCGAUGCAGCUGGUAGAGCCAUGCCUCACUGCUCCAAUAACCUAGUUAGUGUGGAAUUUGCACAUUCUUCCCGUGACUGCGUGGGCUUAUACUGAUUUUGUUCUGAUUUCCUCUUACAUUCAAAAAUGCAGGUCGGUAGGUACAUUUCUCCUAGUGUAUAGGUAUGUUAGAAUCUGAGGAUAGCUUGGGUAGUUGAUGGGAAUAUAGGAGAAUGACAUGGGCUUGAAUGGGAUUUGUAUAAAAAUGGGUGGUUAGUAGCUGCAUAGACUCAGUGUGCCAAAAGGCUUGUUUCUGUGCUGUGUCUAUGACUGAAAACCGACAAGGGAUGAAACAGCACUGAAAAACAUCUGACAGUGUAAAGUGUAACAAUCUUCCUUGCAUGGUGAAACGCAGCGGGUGCAGCAGCAUCUAUGGAGCGAAGGAGAUAGGUAACGUUUCGGGCCGAAACCCUUCUUCAGACUGAUAGGGGAUGGCGGGGAGGAGGAGGAGGAGCCCGAGGGGUGGGGGAUGGGAGGAGACAGCUCGAGGGCUAAGGAAGGGGAGGAGACAGCAAGGGCUAACAAAAUUGGGAAAAUUCAAUGUUCAUGCCUGCCGGAUGCAAGCUCCCCAAGCGGAAUAUGAGGUGCUGUUCCUCCAAUUUCCGGUGUUACUCACUCUGGCAAUGGAGGAGACCUAGGACAGAGAGAUCGGAUUGGGAAUGGGAGGGGGAGUGGAAGUGUUGAGCCACCGGGAGGUCAGGUAGGUUCUUGCGGACCGAGCGGAGGUGUUCGGCGAAACGAUCGCCCAACCUCUGCUUAGUCUCACCGAUAUAGAUCAGCUGACAUCUAGAGCAGCGGAUGCAGUAGAUGAGGUUGGAGGAGAUACAGGUGAACCUCUGUCGCACCUGGAACGACUGCUUGGGUCCUUGAAUGGAGUCGAGGGGGGAGGUAAAGGGACAGGUGUUGCAUUUCUUGUGGUUGCAACGGAAAGUGCCCGGGGAGGGGGUGGUACGGGAGGGAAGGGAAGAAUUGACAAGGGAGUUGCGGAGGGAGCGGUCUUUGCGGAAGGCAGACAUUGGGGGAGAUGGGAAGAUGUGGCGCGUGGUGGGGUCACGUUGGAGGUGGCGAAAAUGACGUAGGAUUAUUUAACAACAAAUAAUUGAGUUUAGAGAUACAGCCCGGAAACAGGCCCUUUGGCCCACUGAGUCCGCACCGACCAGCGAUCCCCACACAUUAACACUAUUCUAUACUAGGGACAAUUUUUUUUACAUUCAUACCAAGCCAAUUAACCUACAAACCUGUACGGUUUUGAAGUGUGGGAGGAAACCAAAGUACUCGGAGAAACUCACGCAGGUCACGGGGAGAAUGUACAAACUCCAUACAGAUAAGCACCUAUAACCUGCAUCGAACAGGGGUCUCCUGCGCAAUAAGUGCUG
This is a messenger RNA of Leucoraja erinaceus (little skate), 7898 nucleotides long. RefSeq names its product ankyrin repeat and SOCS box containing 1 (gene asb1). Gene Ontology annotation, molecular function: protein binding. Bases 164 to 1240 code for a protein of 358 amino acids. The record is from RefSeq and is a predicted model, not a curated record. Gene Ontology annotation, cellular component: ubiquitin ligase complex. NCBI's taxonomy places the organism in Eukaryota, Metazoa, Chordata, Chondrichthyes, Rajiformes, Rajidae. Gene Ontology annotation, biological process: intracellular signal transduction; protein ubiquitination. The transcript is spliced from 4 exons.